GUAGGACUUUGGCAUUUAACAGAGGAAAUAUAGUUAUCAAACCGAAUUGCAGUUUGCUGAAAAAAGAAAAGUAGCCUACUUUUGGCACACGAAAGUGGUGUCCUCAGGAGUUGUUGUCCCUGCUGCUGGUUUCCAUGCUGACCCCCAAUCUUUGCUUUACUCUGUCAGAGGUUACCUUCCCUCCCACCCCCGAGUUUGCUUCAGCAGAGCAAGAGCCCCAUGGUCACAGGCGCCAUGGGAACAGUACGAGUCACCAGAUAUAGCAUUGUGUCCACGGACGAGGAAGGCCUCAAAAUCUCCACUCUUGGGCUCCACAACGGCCAAAGCUCCCAGACUCGCCACCAGCACUCCCUGGGCAGGGCAGGAGGAGAAGGAGGUGGAGGCGUUGGGGGUAGAGGCGAAGGUGGAGGGGAGGCGUCCAUCCCGCUGCGAGGGAUGGAGAGCAGCUACAAUGGCAAGAUCUCAACCACGGGGCCCAGCCAACCAAGGAACCGCUUUGUCAAGAAGAAUGGGCAGUGCAAUGUGGUCUUCACUAACAUGGAGGACAAGCCUCGGCGCUACCUGGCUGACAUCUUCACCACAUGCGUGGACAUCCGCUGGAGGUACCUGAUGCUUAUCUUCUCCUCCACAUUCCUGGUGUCCUGGUUUUUCUUUGGGGUGGUGUUCUGGUGGGUGUCCAAGGCCCAUGGAGACUUUGACUCACACCCGGGUCAGGGUCCCAUUCUGGGGGAGGGCGGCGUAGGUGGACCUGGAGGGGUCUCGAGUGAAACAGGCGGAAAGCAGUGGAGGCCAUGUCUCCUUCAUGUGCAGGGUUUUGUGGGAGCCUUCCUGUUCUCCAUUGAGACCCAGACCACCAUAGGUUAUGGUUGGAGGUGCGUGACAGAGGAGUGUCCAGUUGCCGUAGUGACAGUGGUGGUUCAGUCCAUCGUGGGCUGCAUCAUUGAAUCUUUUAUGAUUGGCACCAUCAUGGCCAAAAUGGCGCGACCCAAGAAGAGGGCCCAGACCCUGCUGUUUUCCACCAACGCGGUCAUCGCCCUGCGGGACGGCAAGCUGUGCCUCAUGUGGCGGGUGGGAAACCUACGGAAGAGCCACAUCGUGGAGGCCCACGUCCGUGCCCAGUUCAUCAAGCCCUACGUCACGGCGGAGGGAGAGUACAUCCCCCUGGAACAGACUGACAUGAACGUGGGCUACGACCAGGGCAUAGACAGACUCUUCCUCGUUUCCCCGCUCAUCAUUGUCCACGAAAUUGACGAGGAGAGCCCACUCUACAGCAUGAGUCGGGAUGACCUGGAGAGCAAUGACUUUGAGAUUGUGGUGAUCCUGGAAGGGAUGGUGGAGGCGACCGCCAUGACCACCCAGGCCCGCAGCUCCUACCUUGCCCGGGAGAUCCUCUGGGGUCGCAGGUUUGAGCCUGUGGUCUACGAGGACCGUGACCGCUACCAGGUGGAUUACUCCCGAUUCCACCUGACCUAUGAGGUUCCGUCCAUGCCACACUGCAGCGCCAAGGAGCUCAGCGAAAUGGCCAGCCGGUCCCCCUUUGCCUCCUCCCACUCCUCAUCUCCUGGCAGCCCCAAAACCUCCCAACUCCUCUUACCCCCUCUCUCUCCAAGCGCCUUCUGCUAUGAGAAUGAGGUGGCCUUGUGCAGCAGGGAAGAUGAGGUUGGGGAAAGGGAUGGCAGGGAAGGGGGGAAGAGGACAAUUGUUGCAGUCGAUUUCCAGGAGAGGUUUAAGGAUGAGGCCAACGACAUGCUGUGUGUCUUUGACGUGGACAGCCAGAGGGAGCUCGACAAGCUGCAGACCGCCAUACCUCUUGACCCACUGAACUACAGGGCGGAGUCUGAGAUCUGAGGCUCAACUCCUCCCCUCAAACCCCAUCCCCUUGUCCACAGAGACCCAUCUGAAGGUCUCACUCAAGAAAUGGGCAUUCCUGCUCUUAAUUUGCACUUUAUGCAUGUCUGUGUCCCAAAGCUUUCACCAGUAUUUUCCCUACACUACCUUCUUUCCACAGAACAGAUGUAAAUCAUCUCUCCUACCCUGUACUCUCAGCCUGUCUGACCCUACUUCUGUCCUACUGAUUGGCUCCCGCAGCUCAGCUGUUUCUCUCUGCAGCAGAGAGGUGGGCGUGGCCACUCUACCGCACUCAUCAGGUUUGGUCAUCAUUCAGGUCGUGCCAGUUGCUGUAUUGUGGCUGUAAAUAGGUCAUUGCUGACCGUCAGACCCCAGGGAGAGAAGCACUAUAGAGGCACUAAAUCCUUCCAUACUGACCAAACUGCAGCAUGGUGAAAGAACUCCAAGCUCAGUGAGAUUUGCAACUGAAAUUCUGAGCACAAAUAUGUAGUCAGUGACCAUGUGGGUUCCUUCCUUUCCUCCUGUAUCGCUGUAUCAGUGAUAUUAUGGGAUGUACACAGGGAGCAAUACUCAGUUUUGGCAUUUUUCACUCACCCCAAACAGACAUACGCACAAAGGCUUCUAUUAGUUGGAGAUUUUAAUCACAAACCAGGCCCAGGGCAAGGGUGGGGCAGAGAUUACAAUCGCUGCCCAAAAGUUGCCCAGUGGCCCAAAACUGGACCGGUCCAUCUGGCAGAAUCACUAGACUAUCACUAGACUGCGGAUGUACUGGUGUGGAGGGCGGGAGGGUCCAUGUUCAUGGCCCUUCUGAAGACAGAGGAAAGACUCCGAUAACUACAGUAUCACUGCAUUAGGAUAAGUGGGAGAUGGCUAGGCAGCUAGGCACCCAAAACCACCCCACAGAUUUCAUGGAGACACGACAGAUACAGAUGUACUGUAGUAUUGUCAGCCAAUCUGAAAAAAUCGGACUAUUCUUCAUGUAAAUCAGGACAUGGAUUUAAGACAGACCUUUUUAAGACAUGUUUACAUGUGCAUAUAAACAUACACACAAACACAAAAGGAAAUACAAUCUUUACAACAUUUUCCUUUCAUGAAGGGAAUAAAAAAACUACAAACAUUCUGCAGACAACCUUCAGCUUCAAAUCUUUAACAGAUAAGAGUUAAAAUGGGAUAAAUUUCAGUUUGUUUGAUAAUUAAAAGCAAACAAAAAAUGGCAGCAACAUUUACUUAAGCUAGUAGAUUAUGAAAAUAAUUACAUAGAAAAGGUAUUUUUGACACUACAUGCCAAGAUCAGUUGUCCCAGAAUUCCACCAAUUCCAAAACAUUGUUAGGUAUGUCUAAGGAUUGCCAUUUUUAUUUUUUGUGUCACUUCAUCACAGUCCACCUUCCUGAAAGUGCAGUCCACCUACCUGACAGACAAAGGGAUCCCAGCACCGUUUAGAGACUAAACACAACAACCUAUUUUAGAGCAGGUCAAAUAGACAUUUUGUUCAAAGCUUUUCUGCCUAUUCAAAGCAGUGGCAGUACAAUUUCAGUUUUUGGUUCAAUUUUGAAAAUACAGCACCCAGAACUGGGUGGUGCUAGAGGAUACCUUCAGACCUCCAUAAUGGUUAUUCUCACUUGGUCAUUGACUCCUGUCUGCUUUCCUCCCAGAUGCAAAAGCCGGCCUUCUGAGGAUGAUCUAUGAAUAGAAAGGUGUGUGACUUUUUUACCAAGCUGCAUAACCAAAUUAAACAUGUCUAAUUGCAACUGUAUGUCUUUCCUAAUGUAUGCAUAGUUUACACUGAGUUAAAUAUAAUGAAACCCACAGUCAAAACAAUAACAAACCACUGCACAGUAAAAAUAAUUUCCAUAAAAACAUGGUGAGCGGAGUCUAAGCCCAUGGAAUGUAGUUUGCGCUCAGCUAAAUUUAAUAGGGAUGUGUAAUAUAGGAAUUUAAUAGGACUGCAUUAAAGUACUGUAUGCCUAUCAGGCUUAUUUGUUUGUUUGGUACCAAACUGUAAGUGUCAAAACUGGUCUCUAGGAGUCUCUAGAGGUUUU
Anguilla anguilla (European eel) is the source of this 3888-nucleotide messenger RNA. Its product is annotated as inward rectifier potassium channel 4-like. Gene Ontology annotation, cellular component: plasma membrane. Gene Ontology annotation, molecular function: inward rectifier potassium channel activity. The record is from RefSeq and is a predicted model, not a curated record. NCBI's taxonomy places the organism in Eukaryota, Metazoa, Chordata, Actinopteri, Anguilliformes, Anguillidae. The transcript has 3 exons. Bases 220 to 1848 code for a protein of 542 amino acids. Gene Ontology annotation, biological process: potassium ion import across plasma membrane; regulation of monoatomic ion transmembrane transport.